UAUUUUUAAUUCGCUAUAAAAGGUUGAAAUCGUAUUUUAAUUUCCACAUUCAACAAAGUAACUCGUAUCAACCUUCGUCAGUCAUUCGGUUGUGAAAGAAAACCUCCUAAACUCGGAUAAUAUUACCUUUCAUAAUAUAAUUAAUUAAUAAAAAUGGGUAAACGUUACCAUUGUGAUUACUGCGACCGAUCCUUCGUCGACGAAAUGCAAGCUCGUAAAAAACACCUCAACGGAACAGCUCACGUGAGAAAUCGCAAAAUCCACUACAUGUCGUGUAGAGAUCUGAAAACAUUAAUCGAAGAAGAAUCCGCCAAAGAGGAAUGCUUCAAGUUUGAGAGAACUGGCCAAUGCCCUUUCGAGGAAAACUGUUACCGAAGUCAUUACUCACGCGAGCAAUUACAGUCUUUCAAGCAACAACUAGAAGACCAAGAACGCCAGGAAAAGCUCCGAGACAUGUCUGAAAUAAAAUCCAUCGAGUCGUGGAUAGAUAAACGCAAUACCGUCGAUAUUGGAACCAGCCAAGACCCCGAUACUAGUCAUACUAUAACGCCAUAUGUACCUUUAGAAUCGAAUUUCUAUAACUCACUGCCACCUUCGCUACGUCGCUUGGAUUUCACCAUUUUCCUCGACUUGGAGAUACCAGAAUGGGGUUAGGUGGUACUUUUGGCAUGUCGUGUAUCGUAUCAUCGCGGUUAAGGAAUUGCUCAGCGACGUGUCGCCAUUAUACCUUAUAAAUCAAGUACCAGAUUUCGUUGGUCGACUUGGUUAAGACUGUGUACACUGAUAAAGAAAGCGUUAGCUACGAUAUGAGUCAAUAAGCUAUUUUUAGAUUGAAAUUGAACCACAUAAUACCUUACGAUUAAAUUGGAAAUGCUGUCGAGAUCCAAGGGUCAUAAAAUUUAUCGUGAAAUAUUAUUUUUAUCUAAUCCAUGUAUAAAAAAAAAAAAAAUGUGCUCAGCGAUGCACGCGUUGGUAUUUUUAAUUCGUUAUCUCGGUUAAGAAGAACAUCGUCGAGUUUAUUUUCACAUCUCUCGAUUACCUUUAUGUAAAAGACUUAGGGUCAUUUGUAUGUACACAUCGAUUCGAUUAGCAAAUGGUUAACUAACACAUUUUUUAAUCGCCUAAUUUUGGCAGUUAAUUAACUAUACAACUGUACGAUUGUUUUCAUUUUUAUACUCGUCCAAUUGUUUUUUUUUUAUUCUCACCUUUCGAUGUUCGAUGUCACAAAUGGCCCCUAAUUUUUUAUCUUAUUUUUCUUUUUUAAAUAUACUCUUGUUAAUUUACUAAUAAAAGAAUACAAAUUUGUUAACUCGAAA
Planococcus citri (citrus mealybug) is the source of this 1316-nucleotide messenger RNA. Its product is annotated as zinc finger matrin-type protein 5-like. Gene Ontology annotation, molecular function: zinc ion binding. Lineage: Eukaryota; Metazoa; Arthropoda; Insecta; Hemiptera; Pseudococcidae. The record is from RefSeq and is a predicted model, not a curated record. Bases 154 to 654 code for a protein of 166 amino acids. Gene Ontology annotation, cellular component: U12-type spliceosomal complex. The transcript has 3 exons.